This is a messenger RNA of Anolis carolinensis (green anole), 3104 nucleotides long. Its product is annotated as serpin B3. The transcript has 9 exons. Bases 78 to 2105 code for a protein of 675 amino acids. The record is from RefSeq and is a predicted model, not a curated record. NCBI's taxonomy places the organism in Eukaryota, Metazoa, Chordata, Lepidosauria, Squamata, Anolidae. Gene Ontology annotation, molecular function: serine-type endopeptidase inhibitor activity. Gene Ontology annotation, biological process: negative regulation of endopeptidase activity.
UCACAUCAGGAGAGCAUCUCACUCAGCUAGCAGACUCUGAUCAUCUCUAUUGAAAUCCAGGCCUUUUGAACAUCAUCAUGACCACUCUGCCUGAAGCCAAUGCCAAAUUUGCCAUCAACACUUACCAUAGACUGAGGGAGGAGCAUCCAUGUGAGAACCUUCUGUUUUCCCCUGUGAAUGCUACCUCUGCUCUUGGUCUGCUUGCCUAUGCAUCUGGAUGUGAACAGGCAGCUGAGAUUGAGAAGGUCUUGCAUUGGGAUGAAGUUAAUGAGUGUAUCGGAUCCCUAAACAGAAGAUACCUGGGAGCAAUCAGAAGCUUUGGACGAUCAGCAACAAUGUUCAAGGUACAAGAAAAAGAAGAAGCUUGCCAACAUGCAAGACGUCCUGAACCAACUUGCUCAAGACCAAGACAACAUCAAGAACCAUCUCGUCCUGAACCAACCUGCCCCAGACCAAGACAACAUCAAGAACCAUCUCGUCCUGAACCAACCUGCCCAAGACCAAGACAACAUCAAGAACCAUCUCGUCCUGAACCAACCUGCCCAAGACCAAGACAACAUCAAGAACCAUCUCGUCCUGAACCAACCUGCCCCAGGCCAAGACAACAUCAAGAACCAUCUCGCCCUGAGCCCACCUGCCCCAGGCCAAGACAGCAUCAAGAACCAUCUCGCCCUGAGCCCACCUGCCCCAGGCCAAGACAACAUCAAGAACCGUCUCGUCCUGAACCAACCUGUCCCAGGCCAAGACAACAUCAGGAACCGUCUCGCCCUGAACCAACCUGUCCCAGGCCAAGACAACAUCAAGAACCAUCUCGUCCUGAACCAACCUGCGAUAGGCCAAGACAACAUCAAGAACCAUCUCGUCCUGAACCAUCUUGUCCCAGGCCAAGACAACAUCAGGAACCAUCUCGUCCUGAACCAACCUGUGCCAGGCCAAGACAACAUCAAGAACCAUCUCGUCCUGAACCAACUUGCGCCAGGCCAAGACAACAUCAGGAACCAUCUCGUCCUGAACCAACCUGUGGCAGGCCAAGACAACAUCAAGAACCAUCUCGCCCUGAACCAACCUGUGAUAGGCCAAGAGCCCGUCCUGAGCCAGUCUGCCACACUGAACCAGAUUGUCCUGAAAGAGAUGUUCCAGAUUAUGAGUGUGAUUCACCUGAUGGAAUCCACACUGCAUUCAGCAAAAUCCUUGCAACCCUGAAUGCACCCAGCACCAACUAUACUCUGAGUUUUGCCAACAAGCUCUAUGGAGACCAUGCCAUUGCCUUUAUCCAGAAAUUCAUUUAUUGUGCUUUGAAGCUGUACUGGUCACAUGUGGAGGGAGCAGACAUCCAUGAUGCCCCAGAGGAAGUGAGGAGAAUCAUAAACCUUUGGGUUGAGGUCCAGACACAUGGUAAAAUCAAGUGCCUCCUCCCCAAGGACAGCUUUGAUUGUCUUCUUCAACUGCUGAUGGUGAAUGCUCUCUACUUCAAGGGACAAUGGGAGGUCAAGUUUGACAAAGCACUUACCAUAGAAGCCCCAUUCUACCCACACUGUUCAGAUGUGAAAGAAUGCUACUCUGUGCAGCUGAUGAACAGGAAGGGUGUUUACAACACAGGCAUCCUUGAUAUUUGCAGUACUCAGGUGCAGGUGCUUGAGAUCCCCUACAAAAACCAUGAACUGAGCUUGUACAUUCUGCUCCCACUAGACUGCAGCCAAGAAGCCCUUGAACAGCUGGAAGAAGCUCUUACCCAUGAACAUCUGCUUGAGUGGUCCUGCCACCUGAAGCCUGAGGAGGUAGAUGUUUUCAUCCCCAAGUUCAGUUUGGAGAAGAGCCUUUAUCUCCAUGAAUACCUGGGUCUGCAUGAUCUCUCUGAUCCUGAGAAGGCUGAUUUCUCUCGAGCUACAUGCACAGAAGGAGCAGCUCUUACUCAGUUUGUCCAUGACACUUUUAUUGAGAUCGAUGAGGAGGGUGGUGAAGAGGCAGAGGCUCCACGUUGCCGGGAUAGGCGUCAACAUCGGGAAGUCCUUGAGUUUGUAGCCAACCAUCCCUUCCUGUAUUUUAUCCACCACAAUUGCACCCAGAGCCUAAUUGCUCUUGGUAGAUUUGCUAAACCAGAAUAAAGGAACACUUGUGAUCAAUGUAAGGAAAUAAAUGGAAAAUGUAUUUGGAUGACCCUUUAUAGAAGAUGGCAGUCCUCUGAAUCUCCUUCUUUGCUUCAUUCUCUGGACUGCCAGUUGUUGUAGAGGCUGGGGCAAAGAAACGUUCUACUUGGUGGUGGGUCUAAUUCUCACAUUAGGACAAGGAUGCAUUAAAAGCAUCAUGUUCUGCCUGCUUGCUCUUUGCUCCUCUGAUCAUUUAGAUCUGUUUAACUUUUUAAAAGGAUAUUCUUCUUCUUGAUCUUUGGAAAUGGUCCCAGCUACCUGUUUAUCCCGUGGUAGCUGAUUAUAUUUAAAUAUAAGUGGAGUGGGAUGGAUUUUGUCUCUUCAUGAAAGAUAAUAUUCAGAGGUACAGUAUCCUCCAUCAGUGUAGCAUUCUUUCUUUGUCCUAUUCAGUUGUUAGAAGGGCCAGUUUCUUGGGAGAAUAAGGUCACCUUGAAUAAACUGCAAUGAAAUAGUACACUUUUAAUGUAAUGUGCUGGCUUCAGAUGUCUUUAUAUCUAGUACAAAAAGACCAAAUAAUGUUGGCAGUUCUCUGGACCAGUACUCAUCUGGCAAAGGAAAGCAAUACAUCAAAGAGAUAGAAGUUGGGGCUAGGUAAAUGUCCCUUUCUUCUUCGAACUUACAGUCUUCUUCUUGUUUUACAAUGCAUUCUGUUUGAAUAAUCAAAACACCUUCUUGGAGAUUUUGCCAUAUUUUAAUGCUUGAAAUCAGAAACCUGUUCUCAUUCUAUCUUCAUUUUCCUGAAUUUAUGGCUCAUAUCUAUGGGACAUGCCCUGUGUAAACAUAGAUGGAAUGUCAUGUGAAGCUUUAAACUGCAGAAUAAAUAUUUAAAAGUAAAACUCUUACUGUGUUUCUCAUAACCCUAUGCUUUCUCUUGCAAUAUGUGAAAAUCUGUUGCAUUUCUCCUCUCAACCUGAAUGGUAACUUCUCAAUAUCUUAAUAAACAAAGCAUUGAUUAAA